Messenger RNA from Aspergillus pseudotamarii, 1005 nucleotides. RefSeq names its product cyclin-domain-containing protein. The transcript has a single exon. Gene Ontology annotation, biological process: regulation of cyclin-dependent protein serine/threonine kinase activity. NCBI's taxonomy places the organism in Eukaryota, Fungi, Ascomycota, Eurotiomycetes, Eurotiales, Aspergillaceae. Bases 1 to 1005 code for a protein of 334 amino acids. Gene Ontology annotation, molecular function: protein kinase binding; cyclin-dependent protein serine/threonine kinase regulator activity. Gene Ontology annotation, cellular component: nucleus; cyclin-dependent protein kinase holoenzyme complex. The record is from RefSeq and is a predicted model, not a curated record.
AUGGCAGGUUCUACCGCUAUCACACCAAUCCGAACCGGCACUACUCAGUAUAAUCAAGACUGCAUGCUUCAUCCUACACUCCUCCAAAACCCCCUUGAGGGCAGGAACGCCCAUAAUUGGAUACAAACGUUGCCAGCUUUAAGUUUAGGCAAGAAACCAGUGAGACAAAUCGUCGAUCUUCGCCAGCAGGACAGGAAGACUUGCGGAAACUCGUACCGUGGCGGACAUAUACCUUCCUGCGAGUUUAAAUCCAAUGAGUCCCUACGGUCAAAACGCGACAUUGAAAUCAAGCGAAAUUUCGAGCGCUGGGUGCGCCAGCAAGCAGAAUGGCAUUCCGACGCGCACGCCACAUCUCAUCGAUCAAUAAGCUCUUCUAUUACAAAUAGUAUUCCGAGUCCAGACGAGAGAACCAAUAAGGCCAUCCCGUUGUCCACAGUGUGUCUACCUGAACCAUUUCCGCAGCGAUUACCACGGCGUUAUGAGGUCGCCGAUCCCAUGGUGAUAGUUCAGUUGAUCUCAAAUACGCUCGGAAGGCUCACAUUCUUCAAUGAUAUGACAUGCCGCACCAGGUUUGCUGUUACACGUUUUCACUCGAAUAGGGCACCCCAGAUUUCUGCCUGUGAGUACCUUAGACGCUUAACGCAUCGGCUGUGUCUCUCGUCUCCAAUAUUAGUGAUGAUGGUUAUCUAUAUAAGACAACUCUGCAAAACACACCCGUCAUUCGAUGUAUCGAGCCUUACAGCGCAUAGGCUUCUUCUUAGCUGUGCCUUAGUAGCCAGCAAGAGUGUAAGUGACUUUGCCUGGUCCAACCCGUCGUUUGCUUCCGCGGGUGGUAUUUCUGCGGCAGAGAUGGCAAUUUUAGAGUUGGAGCUACUGAAAUAUUUGGAAUGGGGUGUUGCGCCACAUCAGGAACAGCUAUCAGAGUGUUAUCUUGAUCUUGUCCUGGGGAGUAAUGGAUACUUCGCAGAGCAUGGGACGAGCCCAGCUGGACCUCACACUGUCUAA